Diuraphis noxia (Russian wheat aphid) is the source of this 1041-nucleotide messenger RNA. It is a transcript of the gene HDAC6, whose product is annotated as histone deacetylase 6. Gene Ontology annotation, molecular function: histone deacetylase activity. The record is from RefSeq and is a predicted model, not a curated record. NCBI's taxonomy places the organism in Eukaryota, Metazoa, Arthropoda, Insecta, Hemiptera, Aphididae. Gene Ontology annotation, biological process: epigenetic regulation of gene expression. Gene Ontology annotation, cellular component: histone deacetylase complex.
AUGUAUAAGGCUAGAAGUUUUAUUGACAAAUCAAUUAAAAGUACUGGAAUUAUCUAUGACAAUCAGUUUUCUAAUCAUUUGUGUGCUUGGGAUGUUAAUUAUCCAGAAAAUCCUCAACGAUAUGAAUCCAUCAUUAAAAGGUGUAAUGAGUUAGGAUUGAUUGAAAGAUGUAUUAAAAUACAAGGUCGGAAUGCUACUAAUGAUGAGUUAUUAAUGAAACAUUCUCAAAAUAUAAUAGACAUAUUAAAAUCUACUGAUGACAUACAAUCAGUUGAUCUUUUACAAACAUUGUCUUCUAAAUUUGAUGCAAUUUACUUUCAUCCGUCAACGUAUAAGCAGUCUUUGUUAGCUACAGGUAGUUCAAUAGAACUUGUUAAAGCAAUUUGUGAAAACAAAAUACAAAAUGGAAUGGCUUUUAUCAGACCUCCUGGACAUCAUGCUAUGAAAUCAGAAUUUUGUGGCUAUUGUUUUUUUAACAAUAUAGCUAUAACUGCAGAAUAUGUUCUUCGUCACUAUUCAGUAUCUAAAAUUUUAAUUGUUGAUUGGGAUGUUCAUCAUGGACAAGCUACACAACAAAUGUUUUAUGAUGAUCCAAGAGUGUUGUAUUUUUCUAUUCAUCGUUAUGAACAUGGACAGUUUUGGCCCAAUUUGCGUCAAAGUGAUUGGGACUAUACUGGUAAUGGUGAUGGCCAAGGUUUCAAUAUAAAUGUACCACUCAAUGCUACUGGCAUGAGAGACACUGAUUACCUUGCUAUUUUUCAUCAAAUUUUAUUGCCUGUCGCUUCAGAAUUUCAACCAGAUCUUAUAUUAAUAUCAUCUGGUUAUGAUGCUGCUCUAGGAUGUCCAGAGGGAGAAAUGGAAGUUACACCUGCAUGCUAUGCUCAUUUAGUUCAUUCACUUAUGGGUUUUGCGUGUGGAAGAGUUGCUGUUUUACUUGAGGGGGGAUAUUGUUUGAAAUCAUUAGCAGAAGGUGCAGCAUUAACACUAAAAUCAUUACUCGGAGAUCCAUGUCCAUCACUCGAUAUGACUAGCAAUCCGUGU